AUGCUUUCAAGUGGAAUGAGAGACGACAAGUGCUCCUGCUUUUCCACUCCCGAUACUCAACAAUCAGCAAAGAUGGCGGACGCUGCUCCUCGUGGCCGUGGUGGAUUUGGACGUGACCGUGGUGGACGUGGGCGCCGUGGCCCCCGUCGUGGUGGUCGCAGGGAUGGCGAGAAGGAGGAGUGGGUUCCCGUCACCUCCGUCGGCCGUCUCGUCAAGGAUGGCAAGAUCAAGUCGAUUGAGGAGAUCUACCUGUUCUCGCUCCCCAUCAAGGAGUACCAAGUCGUCGACCUGCUCCUGCCCAAGCUCAAGGAUGAGGUCAUGAAGAUCAUGCCUGUCCAGAAGCAGACCCGUGCCGGUCAGCGCACCCGUUUUAAGGCCUUCGUCGCCGUCGGUGACUUUGACGGCCACUUGGGACUUGGUGUCAAGUGCGCCAAGGAAGUCGCAACUGCCAUCCGUGGCGCCAUCAUCCUCGCCAAGCUUUCCGUCAUUCCUGUCCGCAGGGGCUACUGGGGUAACGCUCUUGGUGAGCCGCACACGGUGCCCAUGAAGGUCUCCGGCAAGACCGCUUCGGUCAUGUGCAGGCUUGUGCCCGCGCCGAGGGGUACCGGUAUUGUCGCUGCUCCGGCGUCGAAGCGCAUGCUCCAGCUCGCAGGUGUGGAGGAUGUGUACACGCAGGCGUCAGGUCAAACAGCUACGAUGGGUAACUUCAUCAAAGCUUGCUUCGUUGCCAUCAGCAAGACCUACGGCUUCCUUACCCCCAACCUCUGGCAGCACAUUCCUCCGCCUCCGACGCCUUUCGUCGAGCACUCGGCACACCUCGCCCGGGCUGCCAAGAAGGCGCUCUAAAAUGGUGGACAGCAAGUUGCUGCGUCUACCUUUCUUGCCAUCCCUCGCUUUCCCUACAUGUAUUUUGUAACGCCCCCCCCCAUGAUCACACCGAUGGCAAUGAAGU
Molecule: messenger RNA, 952 nt
Organism: Tilletiaria anomala UBC 951
Lineage: Eukaryota; Fungi; Basidiomycota; Exobasidiomycetes; Georgefischeriales; Tilletiariaceae
Product: ribosomal protein S5
Exons: 4
Coding region: 1-846 (281 amino acids)
Biological process (GO): translation
Cellular component (GO): cytosolic small ribosomal subunit; ribosome
Molecular function (GO): RNA binding; structural constituent of ribosome
Source: RefSeq, a predicted model, not a curated record